AUGUCAGAUUUGUCACCAGCCGAUAGGGGAGAGGCUUCUUUAGGUCACUUGAAUCUUGGACAAGACACUUGUGACGAUGUAGGGUUGGAACUUCCAGUAAUUGAAAUAAACAAAGAUCACCCGGAUUCAGGACAUGGAAAUGAAGAGCAAAAUGCCGAUGAUUGGUGGAAUCAUGUUCAGACAGUCGUUAUCAAUGAAGAGAACGCAAAUUGUCUAGAUGAUAUAAAUAGAAAAAAUUCAACUGGGUAUGCUAUUUACUUAAUAUACUCUGGAAAACGACUUGUAUGCCAACAGCAGAUUGAAUGUCUUAGAAUUAAAAUUAGGAAGGAAAUUUGCGGUGCCAAUUUCAUUCCCUGCAAUUUCAACAGUGGCCGAUUCAUGGAAGAAGCUGCAGAUAGGGAGGGUGGGUGUGAUCGAGCGUCGGCAAAGAAAUACACACUUGACUGUCUGUCGGUUAAUUGGUGACUAGUUCCUAGGCUUAAUUAUUCCGCACGGCUGAUACGAGAAAUGCAUUGACCGAGAAGGCCUGGGACGACACCGUACGGUUCAAUCCAUGCAUGAUGAAACCGUCCCCCACCCAACCCCCACCCAUCCAAAAUAAUGACACUGACGUAAGCGUUCAUCAGAAGGAUGCCUUAAAUGUGUGCAAUUCCACAGUUUGUUUCGUCUCUAUAAAAUCCUUUGCAAUUAAAGAACCGUUUCACCCACAACAUGAGCACAGUUACUGACAGGGUAUAUUACUGAGGAAAAUAACGCAAAAUAAUGACAUCCGUUAUAUAGGUUAAUAUAUCGGUGAAGGCACGACAUAAACUAAAAACACAAAUAAUAAUAGUGGUGAUAGUGGUGGUGAUUAUGAUGAUAAUGAUUAUCGUUUUAUCAUUAUUAACACUGACUGGGUGAGACUGCUUCUGUUAUUAAGACUUAUGCACAUGGUGGGUGUUAUCUGCCUAAGUCGAAGGCUGCAUGGAUAACAUCAUUCAAAAUAUAGGAUUCAUUCCUAAACCUGAGGAAGCGCACAUGCUUUUUUUGUACACAAUCUUGAAAACCCAGUCGACAUCGCUCGAGCGGCCCUUUUUACAUUCUUUUCAUCUUUCUAGGAUAUUUACUCGGAUAUUUCGUCCUCGCUUAAGACUCAAAACAAAACAGAGCAUAGUUACCUUACAGUAAUAAAUGAGGCACAUUUAUAUAGUCAGUUUUUACUUCUUAAGAAAAACUAACCUAGGGAUUAAAGGCAGUAUGCGAUUUCUAGUUCACAGUUUUUCUUUACUCCAUUAGUUGACUGUAGUUAACUGCUUUUUGUGAAAGUUUUAGCAUACAAGGAUUGCCUAGAAAAAGGAAGGAGUCACCUUACAACAGAUUGAAACCAGAAGUAGCCAUUAAAAAGGUAAGGUACUUUUUGCAGUGUACGACUUUGCCCGGUUUUUUUUUUCACGGCUUGCUGUCUUUCUGUAUUAUCCAAGACAGUGCUGUGCGAUAUUUCAACAACCUCCCCAAAUCAGACAUCAAAACCGCGUGCAUAGAAAGAGCCACCUUUUUACGCAAAUGGGAAGAACAAUUUCGUAGCUCUUAGCUAUCCUUCCCUAUCUUAACUAUUAUACAUUUCAUCAAUUAUUAUUUUUUCAAUUAGAUCUUUUUUCUUUUUAUGAGUUUUAGUCAUGGUUAAUUUUUAUACUUAGAGUUUUCCUUAGUUAUGUAGAGCCAAUUUUAAGGAAUGCAAAUAAAUCGUUAUUAUCACUCUAUAUUUUAUUCUCACCAGAUUCCAUGUCCAGCGGAAAAAGCCAAUUUUCUUUCUAAGCUUACUUUUUGGUGGUUUACGAGGUAUGCCUUUACUUUCCAUUAUGCUCAUUGUUUCAUAUUUCCAAAAUUGUCAAGGACUCUUCGUUAAUUGUAGCUCAGGCGCAAAAUAUACACUCCCUUCAAACUCAAGAGUAUUUCUUAAACGAAAAGUGGUCGGCUGGUUUCCGAUCCAAUUCCUUAUCUCGCAGGGCUUAACUUACGUGGCUGUGUUUUCCCGAGAUUCGCAAGGUUUUCCAGUGAGACACGUAUUUCUAGUCGUAGGCUUGUAUUCAAAGACAGUUUUCACUUGGUCCUUUAAAACGAUGACGUUAAAACAGACUGGCAAAAUCCCAACUAAUUCAAGUUACAAUAAGUUUCCUAUAAUUUCGGAACUGAAUAUUUGCGGAACCCAACCUCUAUUUUCCGUUUUGUUUCAGCGAUGAAUAAAAUUCAAGGAAGACAGAGUGUAUCAGAGUUGGUAAAAUUCUGCUUGUUCCCGAGUUAUUCUAACAUAAAUUACUUUACGAUUACUUCUCAUUCCUUUAGAUUUGUUCUUACUGGCUCCAAGAGGACUCUCUCUGACGCUGAUUUAUGGGAUCUGGGCGAUUCAUUUCAGGCCUCCAACGUGAUCACUCGUGCUAAAGGAUCAUGGAAGCAAGAACAAACGAAAUGCUUCAAGUACGAAAGCCAUUGUUUUGGCAUAUUAUCCAAGCUAUUUAAGUACUACUACUACCACUACUCGGCAUUUUCUAUAGCACUUAUAACGGUGGGGCCGAAACUGAAACAAAUAAUUCAAAUCAUGGCAGGAGGCAAGCCGCCAGCUGGCUAUUCAGUGCAAGCGUGGGUGAGGAUUUCAACUCGGGAUUGUGACCGUGAACAAAUCUAGGUGGAGAUUAGGACGGAACUUGAACUCGGCGCCUCAGAAUAGGUCUGUGCCGAUUGUCUGACCAAGUUUUGAGCUAAAAGUGAACGAUUUCACAGAAAACUUUAAGUUAUGCGCAUUUCUUGAGCGGUUAUCAACCUAAAGAUAUUUAGCUUGAAAGGAAAAAUUUAAUGCAUACUUCGAUCAAUUAUAGAAAAAAAGAAUAAUUCUCAGACAGCGUCCUAGAUUUUAUAAUCGUCGAAAUAUGAAUAAUUACUUAGCUAAGAAGUAUCAUAGUGUUCAGGGUGCUCAUACGCCACUUCCACAUUUCCCAUAAUGCCCCUUAUUUGCCCCCCAAAAUUUUGCAUAACCUGUUUAUUUUUCAGUCUCCUGGGUGUUACAGCCGUCCCAAGAGGAAUUGAAAACAAUGCUGCUAUGCAAACUUUAGGGGCAAAUAAGGUACAUUAUGGGAAAUGUGGAAGUGGCGUAUAGUGAACUUGGGCUACCUGUGGCUUCGCCCAUAUUUGCGAACACGGUAAGGUGCAAGCUAUUUUUCUUGCACUAUGUUAACAGUUAUCGCGAAAAACUGAAAAUAGCCCUUUUAAUUAAAGUUUAUAUUUAAAAUAUCAAGAAAUUUAUGUAGCAACUUUUUGGUAUUCCAAUAAGCAACUUUCGGACAUUUUAGGAGCACAAUCUGGACAGGACUACCUCCGAAUUACAAGUGCAGUGCUCUAAUCGCUCAGCAACGCUGCCUCCUGUUUAAGUGUAGAUUGGAUCCAAUAAUUAGAAAAUAUUAUCCAUUUUUCACAUGUAGAACAAGUUGCUAUUGUACAUACUUUGCAUCUAUUUUAAUAAAUUUUAUUCACAGUACUCUUUGUAACUUGAAAUGGGGAAAAACACUUUCUGUUGUGGAUAACGAGCUAUCUUUUUCUUCUAGGCAAGAUGAUAUAUUAUCGUCAGGAUAUCCCACUUUUACACCCGAAGUUAUGACGAAAGAGGGCGAUCUAACCAAAGUCGAAUUUUCGGGAACGCAGAGAAAACCCAAUAAGAAAACACCAAGCCUUGUGAGAGCGCUCACCAAAGUAUUUUGGCUCAACAUUGUCCUUGCAGCCUUGUUCAAAAUUGCUAAUGACAUUGUACAAUUUGUACAGCCUCUACUGCUUGAGUAAGUAGGGUUUAACAUUAGGUCGAGCCACAGUCUUUUAUAGGGAAUACAUUUCUGGCAGUUUACUUGUUUCAUUUUAACAAUAAGGCAACAUGGCCUCUAAAAGAAUCCUCUGGUCAGUUAAAAAAAAAAACGUUCUAACGGUUCAGCGAUGUACGUUUAGUUUCUUAGUGCUGACUGUUUUGUAAACCACAAAAGGGCUUUCUCCCUCAUAAGACUUCUCUUCAUUUUAUUUUUUAGUGUUGUCGAGAGGGCGGUAGAUCAGUUGAGAGUCAUUGUGCUCAUUCUUUCAGUCUGCUAAUUGAUUUAUUUUUUUUUUCUCUUUGCAGUUUGGUAAUAGAAUACGUUGGAGACAAAAACAACAAAGUUGAAAGCUGGAAGGGUUUCAUUUUCGCGGUAGCCAUGUUUGUUACAGCUAUUGUUCAGUCAUUUAUGCUGCAGUAUUACUUUCAUUAUUGCUAUUUGCUGGGAAUGAAAGUCAAGACGGCUUUAUUGGGUCUUAUAUAUGAGAAGGUAACACAAAAACACUGCAUACAUACAGGUAUUUCAAUCUUUCUGAAAUAAACCCCUUAAAGCCUAAACCUAAACCUAAAACUCGCCUUUUGCGCCAUCUUAAAAUACGUAGAAUUAGAUGUGAUGCUUCUUUUACAAAGUUUAGCCUCUUUUUGUAGCCGGAUAAAGAGCUAUACUUCAAUUUCCUGGAAAGUGAAAAAAGAAACUUCUUCGAUGAGUAAAUGACAUCUAAUUUGUACACCGUAUCAGAAUACAACAACUUCAACGUGCAUCGACAAAGUCGCAAAAGGAACACACUAUAUUGUAUCGGAUUUAAUCUCAGUUCAUUAUUUUAUAGGCUCUUCUUCUUAACAAUGCAUCUCGACGCCAGUCCAGCGCGGGUGAGAUGGUGAACUUAAUGUCUGUUGACACGCAGCGCAUUAUGGACCUCGCCACCUACGUGAACAUGCUCUGGUCCUCUCCACUUCAGAUUUUAGUCGCCAUAUAUUUGUUGUCCGUUUCCAUGGGAAUAUCGAUUCUUGCAGGAGUCGGUGUCUUAGUACUGAUGAUACCUUUGAACCUGAUCGUUACCAGGCAGUCACGUGUACAACAGGUAACAUGACAACGAACUUGUUGUAAGGAAUAAAAAAGUCUGUCUAUCCACUGGGCUUGUUAUGGCUGGUUCCCAUGUAGUCAUCUGGAUCGUUCUGAUCUUUGGGAGGAUUGUUAAUGCACUGUACUUUGUGUAUUGUCUUCUUAGGUCAAUCAAUUGGUAGAAAAAGACUCCCGCAUCCUUAUUAUGAACGAGGUCCUGAGUGGUAUUAAGGUAACGUGAACUGACGGCAACAUAACAAGUGUGUGAUUGUUAAAAUGUGGACAAAUAACGUUCAAAAGAUGAAUUUUAGAGAAGCGAUAAUAUCACAGGGCUUAUAAGAACCCUUCAGACGCUCGAACCCAUUAAAACAAAAGCCAAAACGAGUUGGAUGCGUGUAGGUCCAUCGAACACGGCACAAGCUGCAAGAAACACGAAUAGAUUGGAAAGCAAAAGUUAGAAAUAUUUUGGACUUAGCCAGACUGAUGAUGAUGAUGACGAUGAUGAUGAUGCGACUGUUUGUGGCGCAGUUUACAGUUAGUGACGAGUUGUGGAUACCGUUCUUGUAAGAAUAGAUCUGAAUUAAAAUAGCUACGUGAGAUUUAAGUCACUGCCGGAGUUUUGUUACGCCCCUAAUGGUUGUUUUUUUAGGUACUGAAGUUGUACGCUUGGGAAGAAUCUUUUCUAUCCAGAAUAAUGCAUAUAAGGAAUAAUGAACUACGAUGCCUCAGAAAUGCAUCCUGCUUUAACGCUGUCAUUGAAUUCACUUUCACCUGCGCUCCAUUCUUGGUAAGGGUUUUUUUCCUGUAAUUUUUUUCAGCAUUAACUCCCUCCGUAGAGUAAUAGUACUGAUCUAUCGUAUGGUUUUGAUGUAGUGAAGGGGUUGGGGGUUGGGGAUUGGAGGCGGUGAUGGGCAACGCUUAAGAUUCUAUGGUUGACCUGUAUCUGAUCAAUAACUUUGAAUACCCUACCACUAACAUUUAUUAUACAGUAGAACCCCGUUAGUACGGUCACCAAUGGGCCAAAAAAAAUUUGGCCGUAUUAACGGGUGACUGUAUUAACGAGGGUUUUUUUUUUUUACAAAAAAAUGUUUGGCCGUUUUGCUCCUCGGGAGGCCAAAAAAAGUGGCCGUGAUAACGAGAUGACCGUAUUACCGCGGUUAUUAAAGAGGUAGCCGUGAGGCCGGGUUUCACUGUACGUCUGUAGAUUAACUUCACAGUGGGGAAGAGAAACGGUGAUGCAAUUAACAAAUGACAUUUACUGCUCUUUACAGGUGUCCUUUGCUACAUUUGGGGUUUACAUUCUAACUGGAAACGAGCUAACAGCUUCCAAGGCUUUCUUAGCAAUGUCGUUGUUUAACAUUAUUAGAUUCCCAUUUACCAUUCUUCCUUUCGCUGUCAUCAGCUUUGUACAGGUGGGUUUCAGUUACUUAAUCAGGCUAUAUGUUAAAACGGGAAACCUUAUCAAUUCCUGAACGAGUUCUUGAGAUGAUAAAAAAAAAAAUACGGUCUGGAAGAUUUAGAUGAAUUUAAGUUGAAACUUUGUUGGGUCACAUCUGGGUCACAUCUGCUGGAUGAGUUGAUAUCAAACACGAGGAAGAGUGUUGUACGUGAUCUCCCACAAUUAUUGGAGGGUUAAGACCAGUGAUGUAUAUAUAGGAUUCAAUUUCCUUCCCGUCCGUCUCUUUUUCGCUUGAAAAAUAAUUAAGUUUUAAACGUCGUAAAAUAACUGAUGUCUAACUCUUAGUAGCCUGAAUUUCAUCCGAUUACUUCGAAUCGUUAUUACUCCCUCAGUAAUGACGUUGCCGGAGAGGAGAAAAAGACUCGAAGCAAUCGGAUGAAAUUCAGGCUAAACUCUUAGUUGCAGAACAGUAAAAACACAAGACUGUUUUAGAUUUACGUUUUUUCUAUACAUAAUUAGUACUGAAGUCAUCUGCCUGACCCAUCGAAUGAUUUAGUUUGCUUUUUCCAAUGAACUAAUGUAUUUGCAAUCUUGUAAUAUUUUUUUACAUUUCAGGCACUUGUAUCGAUAAAACGUAUCACAGAAUUUCUGAACCUCGAGGAAGUGAAUUCUGGGAGCGUUCAGAAGACUAUGCCCUCAGCGAGUUAGUAACCGUUCUCCAUUUCUUCUUUGUUUAAGUCUUUUAUUAACUUAAUCUUUUUCUUACUAAGUAAUAUUUUUUCCAAUAGAAAAAGGAUUAGCUAUUCACGUGAAAAAUGGGCUUUUCAGCUGGGAUAAAGAUGAGAUGCCUAUCCUCGAAAAGUAAGAACUCAUUUUCUCAAACUAAUAACCGUCAAGUCAGACAUGAAGUUAAAUCACUUUUCCCUUAAAUUUAGUUUGAUUUCGGCAUUUGUUUAGUAUUUUUAACGCUUUUUGGUGCACGAGGAUGGCAUUUACCCAUAAAAGUUUUUAGACAGGCUGUAACUAUCGAUUGUAACAAUCUUUCUAGCAUCAAUCUGGACAUUCCUGUGGGGUCUCUUGUAGCAGUUGUUGGUCCUGUAGGAAGUGGAAAAUCUUCUUUGUUGUCUGCAUUCCUCGGGGAAACAGAAAAACUGGAAGGAGUGGCUGCUAUGGAGGUCAGAAUAUUAAACAGCGUUUAAAAAAAUGAAAUUUUGUUUUAUUUAUAAGUAGCUUUAUCAUCUUUUGAGAGAUAUUUUCCACUAAAUUUUGAUUCUCUCUUAAAGUGUGUUUUCGAUUGUUCUCUUUUUCAUCUAGAGUUGGUGUGGUAACCGCAGUUCAAUAACGUUUUUUUAGAGUGAUUUUUUGUUGAGAUUUAUGAGUAUUGUUGAAAGUGGCCCAGUCACUUAUCCAAAUUACCCUCCAAGACCUCCAACACAGAAGUUAUAUAAUUUUUAUAUCAUGAUAUAUUAUUUACAGGGUUCUGUGGCUUAUGUUUCUCAACAAGUGUGGAUGCAAAAUUCCACCUUAAGAAACAACAUAACGUUUGGCAAACCUUUUAACUCACGUAUGUACCAGAAAGUGAUUGACUCUUGUGCUCUUGAGGCAGAUUUAGAGAUUGUUCCUGGUGGUGACAUGACAGAGAUCGGAGAAAGAGUAAGAAUAAAAUCAUUCUUUUAAGUUGUUCUUUGUAGUUGUACGAAUAAUAUUUACUGUCCUGAGAACAAUGUUGACUUAACAAACCUUUUUGCUCUUUUUUGGUCUCCAGCUUCAUUGUUAUUUUAUGUAUUAAAAUACGUACAUACAUAUACUUUAUUGAGCAUACCUAAAAAAGGCUUUUCAACAUGAAAAUAAAAAUAAAUUAAAUGGAUGAAUAAAUUAAUAAUUUAAUUAAUUAAUCUGAAAAACCAUGUACAGCAAUAACUAAAAAGUAAAUAUGUACAAACGUCAUCAUCAUCUAACCUAGUCCAUGUUAGAAAUCGGUUCAUUGAUUAGACAUCUCUAAAAAUUCUAGUAUUUAUGAUUUCCGUUGAGUCGUUACUUUUAAGUAACGACUCAACGCGCCUUUUAUUACCGUGGUGUGAAAAUAUGGAAUAAUUCUACAAGAUGGAAUAUAUUGAGGCCAUCUCUAUAUCUUCUCUGUCUAUCAUUUUAAUAGUAACUUUAUUGAAACCACCACUAGUUAAGCUGUUAAUUCUGAAUCUGUAAUCAUUUAUUAAUGACUAAGUCUUCUGAUUCAGACUAGAAUUCCACUCCAGAAUAAAUGUUAUUGAGGCUUAAAGAAAAAAUAGCGCAUCAAUUACUCCAAAUGACGGCAAUAUUGGUCGAGUCAGUAAAGUGUAAAAAAAGGGUUAGCAUUAAUCGAAUCGAUAGAAAGACGCUAAAAUCUAAUUAAUGACAUAAAAGUUGCUACGUGAAAGAUACAACACCUAUUUUGGAAGGGAAAUUUUUCCAUGGAGACAUUAGCCGUUGGGAGCAAACAUUUAUUACACCAAAAUAUUGCCAGGUGCGUCAAGGUUAUACGUAUCAAUCAUCUUUUCAAAAUCAAAGUCAAACUUUUGAGUACUACAUCAAUAUAUAGUAGAAACCGUAUGAUGUGUUGCUUAUCAAUCUCUUCUGUUCAGGGUAUUAACCUUAGUGGAGGACAAAGACAGCGUAUCAGCCUGGCACGUGCUGUGUAUUCUAACGCUGAUAUCUACUUGUUUGAUGAUCCCCUCAGUGCUGUGGACUCACAAGUGGGAAAACAUAUCUUUGAUCACGUUAUCGGUCCUAGGGGGACUCUACGAAAUAAGGUUUGCUUUGCUAAUUUUACUCCCUUUUUCUUCUACCUUUUAUCUUCAUUGCCGGGCAAUUUUAUGAUAUCAAUGUAGCUCAUACAGUACUUUGUUUGCAUGCUGGAACGACUUAUUUAAAAUGGAUAAAUUUCAUCGAUGGCUCUACCUAUAUUCAAAGUAUGUCUUAACCUUAAGUCGACUAACCCGUCGGGCCCAUUUCAACUGGUCCUUCGAAACAGUAAAAGUACGUUUAUUUCUCUUACGACGUCAUAAUUCAUCAAGACGGCCAUCUUGAUUAGUGUACCAUUUUUAAAAUUCACCGGUGUGGAAACAAAAUCUAUAAAAACCAAUCAGACUAAAUUCUGUAAUCAGUUUUUGUUAAUUGUACGAUUGUAGUUAAAAUUUAAACGGUCAUUGCUCAUGCGGACAAUUGGGAAUUCAGUGGUACUAGUCGCGCUAAGGACUAUAAAGGGAUUAGUUGUGGGCCUGUAUUAGUUUGACUGUUAGCAAUGUUUUUGAAGCUGUAGGAGUUAAAAUUCUACCAGUUUACAGUGUGUCCCAAAAGUUCGUUUCUUUCAUGCACUAUAUAACUUUUGAUCAAAACUUUAUUUUACAUGAAAUUUCAAGAAGAUGUUUAUUUCUCAAUCGAGUACAUGUAUUCAGAAUUUCAGUAACGGGCAUGCAGUAUAUUUAUAUUUUUUUUUAUCGCAUUCUGUAGCCGUUGCGACAUGAAGUGGGAUACAGCAUGUAGACCCACAGAUGAUCUAUUUGUUGAGCUUUUUUAUCACCUGGUGCGCAGGAGCUAGUCCAACCUCCAAACAUUAUUUGUUUAGUUCAGGCAGCUAAAAAAAUAUAUUUGGAACAUUCAUCCAUAAAAUAUAAUCAUCCCGGCCCCCUUCCACAGCAAGGCUCUUGUACUUCUAUAUAAAUUUGUGACGAGCUACGAGUUACUUGGCAGACUAAGCAGAGGAUUUUUUUUUGCCAUCUCAGGGGCCUCUAAUUUUAAACAUUUUGAACAGCUUUUCAUGACCCUUCCUGGACUUGGCUUGCUAACGAUGUGAGAACUUCCGCGUCGAAUCUCCUAUUUUGUAUCUAGCCUUCUUUAAAACUAUUUUAGCUGCUUUAUUCAGGACUUUUGGUCUUCCCCUUCGUUUCGUGCCUUUAAAACCUUCAUUUCUCCAUGAUCAUUUUACCACACAACAUUCGGAUUUUUCCAGUUUUUAGCAGUUUCUACAACAGAUAAGACAAUAAAUAGAAGCAUACAUGCUUAUAAUCUCAUGUAGCUGAACGAUUUUGCGUUAAGGGGGUUUAACUUUCCUGAUAUUCACAAAAAUCAAGGAAGGAGUUCGAGCAAUUCGGGCUCUAAAAUACAAAAAAAAUGUGGCUGGUAAAUAUACUCGCGCAUGCGCAGCUUUAGCGCGGAAGUACACAAAUCGAAUAUUCCAGUCAAAAGAUGGCACAACAAGUGUGAAAAUAGUGAAUUAGAUUGAAAGACACAACUUUUGUUCAAAUAAUUGGCUUACCAAACCCAAUUGUACUGAAAUACAGACUUAUAAAGAAGAGGAACUAACUUUUGGGACACACUGUAUUUCUGUGCCUCCUGUCUGAAUUGUGUCCCAUAUUUUUGUUUUAAUUUUUCACCAGACACGUGUCCUGGUUACUCACAAAUGAAAGUAUGGAAUUUAUUAAAAGAGCAAGAGCUGAAAGUCUUCUUUCGGUGAUAACCUCUGAUAGUGGAAACGUCAACUUUUGUGCCUCUUCCCAGCGUUAUGAUACUUUGGCCGACAUGAUGACAACAAAGGAAGAAGCAGAAAUCGGCGGGGUAAGGAUUUGUUAAAUUUUUCAAGGUCAAACCUCAGCAAUUAAUACACAAACCAAAAGGUUUCAUUCCUGAAGAAAUGACACUGGUGCUGUCGCACUGAUCUCCAAAAUGUAUUUCUGUUAACAGGUAAAACUGACUGUAUUUUGGCGUUACUUCAAAUCUAUGUCAGUUUGUCUCUUUGGAGCCUUUUUUCUUUGCUUACUGUUCGCCGAAUGUUGGUCAGUGGCAGCACGCAUGUGGCUUGCGCACUGGAGCAGCACAUCAACCGAGGCCAACUCGACAUCACAACAACCGCAUGAGCUUGGAAUAUACGGUGGGCUUGGCUUGUCUCAGGCAGUAUUUGUUCUACUAGCGUGUUUCAUGCAAGCUUUUGGCUCAGUCAUGGCAUCUCGUAGUCUUCACAACGGAUUGCUUACUAACAUUCUUCACUCCCCCAUGACGUUUUUUGAGUCUAAUCCUCUUGGAAGGAUCAUUAAUCGUUUUUCUAAAGACAUGGAAAUGGUAGAUGAUCUUGUUCCAAGAACAUUGAUCACAUUUCUUCGGAGCAUCUUAGAGUUGUCUGCAGUGUUGUUUAUUAUUAGUUAUGUCACUCCACUUUUCUUAUCCGUCAUUCUUCCACUGGGAAUCCUCUACACGCUUAUUCAGGUAAGAGUCUUAUUACGUAUAUGGAAACAAUGCGUUGCAUGCUGGACAACUAAAAGGUAAAGGCGACCUCCAACGUCAUAAAGGCAUUACUGGGGAUCAGAUUGCAUUAUUAUUUAAGAACUAACAAUAAAAAUAAUACCAUCUACAGACUAUGAAGCCCCGCAUGAAUACGUUAGAUAGUCUGAUAGCUGACAUGGCUUAAUUGUUUUAGCGAAUAUUUAUGGCAACUGCUCGUCAGUUGAGAAGAAUGGAAUCAGUGAAGAGAUCACCUAUCUACAGUCACUUCUUUGAAACUUUGAAUGGCGUUAGUACCAUCAGAGCUUACUCACAAGAACAGCGCUUCAUACAGGAGAACUUCGCCAAAGUGGAUGAAAAUCAAAUGGCUUAUUAUCCCUACUGCAUUUCUGAUAGGUGAGGUUGUCAUGUCAGUUUUAAGAGUUUGACCCAAUUUAAAAUUAUGACAAUAAAACACCACUAUGUAUGAUGUAUUACCUACACUAUCACUGGCAUCUUUGGUAUAAUGACCAGCAUUUUUUUCAUUUUUCAUGAACCAAUGAUUCAGAGAGACACCUUUUGUUACCGAGACAGUUACCGAACAACCGUAGGGUAAAACGAAAUAAGAUGACUAGAAAAUUCUCAUAUAAGGCGUGGCACUUAGUUUCCAUUAGAUAAAGUCAAGUUCAUAUCGUUUCAUGAACAAAGAGUGUCAUAAAUUUGAAAAGUUUCCAGACGUUUCGGCCUUACACCUCCUUAAAGAGACAACGUUGCCUUAAUGUAUGACUAGUUUCCCGUUGAAGACAACGGCGACAAGAAAUCGUUCAUCAUACGUCAUUUUGCGGGAAAACCAGUGUUGGCGUUGCGAAAUGUAGGCUGCUGUUUUCUCAGGCGUAGUCUCCAUGCUGGUGAAUUAUGUUUCAUUGCAUUCUUUGUUUCAUUAAUAUGACAUGUAGGUCGUUUUUGAAAAUAUGACUGAUUCACUUAUGAGUGUUGUUCACUCUAUUACUUGUCUUACUUUAUGGAACUAAGUGGAAUUAUGAUGUUUGAUUUGUGCUCUGUUGUUGUAUUUUUGUUGGUUUUCAUCUCAUUAUUAGGUGGCUUCAGUUACGGUUAGAGUUUAUUGGAAGUUGUGUGAUUCUUUUUGCUGCACUUUUCGCCGUGAUCAGUCGAGAUAAGAUUGAUAGCGGUAUGGCUGGAUUGUCUAUAGUGUACGCUCUACAGGUAAGAAAUCCAUCUGACUUUGAGAUCGUAAUAUAUUUACCUUACCGUGCAAUACGUUUUAAAAACAGUUAAGGUAGAAGAGCCACCAAAAGGUUGAGUCACAAAGUUUCACUAUAGCUUAGUUACAAAAUCCACGGUAUUUUGGGUUUAAGUGCUCCGCAGUUUCAGUCUUUCCCUAUACGUAAAAUCCCACCCUAAACUCCUAUCAAAUGAAAUAAGUGUAGGACUCUUACAGCCGUUUACGGCCAUUUGCAUAGUAGAUCGAUGAUAAGUUGUGACUGAUAUUGCACUUUUGACUUCGUGUACUUAAGAUGAUCAAGAAAUAUUCAUCGCUUUCUUGUGCGUGUUUCAGAUUACAGUUAAUCUUAACUCCAUGGUUCGUAGACGAAGCCAGCUGGAAUCUAGCAUUGUUUCUGUGGAGCGUGUUAAAGAAUAUUCUGAGACUCCUACAGAGGUUGGUACACAUUUUAAAUGAAUCAAUGAACUGACUAGGUAAAAUGCAGUAUUACAGCCUAUACACUAAGAAAAUGAUGACAUGCUUUGUCCAAUGCUCGUACAUGUUGGUCACUUCAUUUCUCAUUUCUUUACCGAGCUUGAAAUUUACAAUCUUUCUUUAUUUAUCACACGCAUGACAAUUUCGACAUUGCCGAUCUUAGCAGUACGCAAGACGCAUGUCAUAUAUGAACCUUGUAUACGGCCCAACUCGCUACGAGUCCUUCGUAUAGCAGAGGUCAGAGCGUCUGACCGGUGUACGGAAGGUCACUGCGUCUCAAUUCCUGUCGGGGACUCAGAGUUUUUCUUUGUCCAAUGCUCCUGACAUGUUGAUCAUAUCAUUUCUCAUUUCUUCACCGAGCUUAAAAUUUACCAUUUUUCUUUCAUUUUUGAGGAUGAUAUUCCUUUAAAGUGAGAGCUACCUUGUAGCAGUGAUGCUAGUACAGUACAACACAGUACAGUUAAAAUGCUCCAGACGGUAAACCUGUUACCUUGGAGUUGCAGUGGCGACUACACGGUCGACCAGUGCAGCGAAACCACUCUUAUCUUGUUUAGACCUCUUUGCCUCCUCAAUGGAGAAAUUUAAUAAUUUAGCGAUAUUUAUCCAAGGUUCCGGUUUGUAUGGUCGCCUAGACUUCGCAAACAGCUUCUUCCUUAUCAGCGUAGUGUUUGGACAGCGGCAAAGACGUCGUAUUACUUUUCAGACCAACAGCAUUUCUGCUGCUGCCAUUUUAGGCGUUUUGUUUUUCUGCUUGUCUUCUUUUGGCGUAAGCUAUUUGAGCAACUCAUUUAUGACUUGCUCAGAGGCGUCUGCCGUAAAGAGGUUUAAAAAAUAACGUUUUAAGUGCUAAUCCAAACCCUGACUGUAACCACCGGAAUUUAACCCAGGAUCUCUGCCAUGAUCUUUAUCGGGAGUUUUAGAACCUUUUACUGUGCCUAAUGGAAAAAAUCAACCUCUUUAAAUUUCCGAACGCGGCAGACCAUGGAUAUUCUAUAACACAUGAGCGUGUUUUAAUUUCAGGCCGCGUGGAGUAUUCCAGACAUUCGUCCACCGAACGACUGGCCUCAAAGUGGAAGCAUCGUCUUUCAAGACUUUGAUCUAAAAUACAGACAGGGAUGUCCACUUGUACUAAAAAAUGUUAACUGUAUCAUUCAUCCGGGGGAAAAGGUUAGCUUCAUCCGCUCGUCCUGUUCGCAUAAAAUCUUAAUCCUAUUGUUGAAAGUGCUUGACAGGUUGUUUGGAAACCUUCCUUGAGCUUUGUUUCCUUAGUAAUUAAUCUUUUCUUGUACUUGUUUUUGUUCAAUCAUAUUCUUUAUUGUAACUAUUCUUUAAAGCCAUUCUAAGAUCGAGAAUGUACUGUUAGAGAGUGCUCACAGAAACUGAUCAGUUUAUUUUCUACUGUUUUGCCUCUUUUUAGAUCGGUAUUGUGGGGCGAACAGGAGCUGGAAAAUCAACUUUAACUCAAGCCUUAUUUCGUAUCUUGGAGCGAGCUGGUGGCAAAAUCAUUAUUGACCAACUCGACAUCGCGACAAUUGGGUUGCACGAUCUUCGUCAACGACUCACCAUUAUUCCACAGGUCAGUUUGCUUACGCAUGCGUGCGGCUUAGCCUGAGUAGGUAGUGACGCUAACAGCAAGUCAUGGCAACUUUUAAAACAAACCAGAAACGACUUUAAUUGCAUAAAAAGGUUGAUAUCUUACCAGGAUAGAUGAACUGAGAGUUUUAUGGAUGUGAGUCGCUUAGUGACAGCUCUACUUCUUGAUGUGGUGUUAUACGUCAUUACGCACUUGAAAUUCAAUUCUGUUUUUUCCCUUAAUAAUCUAUUUUUUUUCCCUUGGCCCACAAGAGCUUUAUGUCCACAUUCCAACUUGACCUCAGAAGAAACGGCGAAAGGGUCAUUUAACUUUUAACUAUCACGAAUUGUUUCCGCACAGGAUCCCGUGUUGUUUUCUGGGACUCUUCGGCUUAAUCUGGAUCCAUUCAGCAAACACACAGAUGAGGAACUGUGGCAGGCAAUUGAAGCAAGUCACCUUAAAGACCUCGCAUCAGAAACAGAGAAUGGGUUACAGUUCCCCAUCAUUGAAGGUGGAGACAAUCUAAGGUGACAAACAAAUCUCAGCAUACAAUCUCUCCGUUUUUUUAAACAAACUGGUGUUUUUAAUGACAUUAUAUUGAAUACAAAACCCCACAGAGGAUGACCUCAGUUAUGUAAUGGCAUUACAGACACACUUUAUGCAUCCCAGUGAUAAACAAUUGCCUCAUGGUACUCGUAAAAGAAGCAGUUACAUAGCCGGUCUGUCCCUAUCAAAUAUAAGAAUAUGUUACACAUUCAUCUUGUCCAGAAAGAUGAAUACCAUUUGAUAUUGUUAUAAAACUAAAUACAAAUCACAAAGGAGUGACUCUUAAAAAAGGUAUACCUAAUUUUCACCUUCACGAUUUUGUGUUGAAAGUUGUUCUGAAUGCAUGAAGACUUUGAAGUUGUUUUCGCAAGUCAUCUGCGGCAUAAUCGUUAUUUAUCCAAAUGUAUGACUGACUGAUGUUUUUUUAACUUUCAGUGUGGGUCAGCGACAGUUGGUGUGUUUGGCAAGAGCUCUUCUACGUAAAGGAAAAAUUCUGGUCCUUGAUGAAGCCACAUCCGCGGUUGACAUGGAAACCGACGAUCUCAUUCAGCAGACAAUUCGGCGGGAGUUCGCUGACCGUACCGUGUUUACAAUUGCUCACAGGCUCAACACCAUCAUGGACUAUACCAGGUAAAUGCAGUUGUUGUUCAUAUGUGAUUUUUGAUGACAGGAGAAUGUCGCUGUGCGAGAAAUAUUUCAGCUACUAUAAAACUUCGCGAGCUUAUCCGUUAUUUUAAUCUUGAAAACGUGAAUGGAUAGUUCCAUUGUUUGCUUUUGUUAGUGUGGCGGCUGCCCUGAAAUUUAUGUCAAGUUGAUAGUUUCCUAGCUCUUAUUUUAUUUGAUGACAUAUUUUGAUUUGUAUUUCCAGAAUUAUGGUUCUUGACAAAGGAUUUGUGGUAGAAUUCGACACACCCAUUAAUCUGCUGGCUCAAAAAGGAAUUUUUUACAGCAUGGCACAGGAGGCAGGGAUUGCUUGA
This is a messenger RNA of Porites evermanni, 16333 nucleotides long. NCBI's taxonomy places the organism in Eukaryota, Metazoa, Cnidaria, Anthozoa, Scleractinia, Poritidae. The record is from the annotation of a GenBank genome assembly.